AUGAAGCUUGUAGCGGUGAUGCUGAGCGUGCUGUCGAGCACUGCUAUUGCAGCGACUGGACUCCAGCAGGUCCUCGGCACUCAUCCGGAACAGAGUCAGCCCAAUUUCAUCUUCGUCAUAACCGACGACCAGGACCUCGAGCUGGACUCUGUCAAAUACACGCCUCUGAUCCAGACGCAUUUGCAAAGUAAAGGUACUUUUUUCAAAAACCAUUUUGUCACCACCGCCCUGUGCUGCCCGUCGCGCGUAAGUUUAUGGACCGGGCAGCAGGCGCACAACACCAACGUCACGGAUGUUAGCCCGCCAUAUGGCGGCUAUCCUAAAUUCGUGGACCGUGGCUUCAACGAGAAUUUCCUGCCUGUUUGGCUGCAGGACGCCGGGUACAACACGUUUUACACAGGGAAACUGUUCAACACCCAUACUGUUGAGAAUUAUAACCAACCCCAUGUGAACGGCUUUAAUGGGUCCGACUUCCUUCUGGACCCGUUCACUUACUCUUAUCUUAAUUCCACCUAUCAGAGAAACCAUGAGCCCCCUGUGAGUUACGAGGGCCGCCAUACCACCGAGGUAAUCACGGAGAAGGCACUCGGCUUCUUGAACGAUGGAUUGGUAGCCGAGCAGCCGUUCUUUUUGGUCAUCGCACCCAUUGCACCACACGCCAAUAUCGAUGGAGGCGCGUUACACGGCGGUGGUGCCCCGACAGUCAUGACCGAACCGAUUCCGUUGGAUCGUCAUAGACAUCUCUUCAAGGACGUAAGAGUGCCACGCACCGACCAUUUCAAUCCAGUUGAACCGAAUGGAGUAAGCUGGGUUCGUGACCUCCCUCGACAGGAUCAGUCGACUGUUGCAUACAAUGAUCACUUUUAUCGCCAACGUCUGCGUGCAUUGCAAGGAGUGGACGAAUUAGUCGAUACUUUGGUCACUAGGCUUGAGGAAAGUGACCAAUUGGACAAUACGUAUAUCAUCUACACUUCUGACAACGGGUACCAUAUCGGCCAACAUCGUCUCCCGCCAGGCAAGGCAUGCGGCUUUGAAGAGGAUAUUCGAGUGCCCUUUUUUAUUCGGGGGCCUGGCAUUCCACAGGGUAGAGUGCAGGAAGCCGUCACAACACAUAUUGAUAUUGCGCCUACCUUGUUCGAGCUUGCCGGCAUUCCGUUACGGGAUGAUUUUGAUGGAACACCCAUGCCCAUUGCGCCGAACUCUAAUAGCACGCGACACGAACACGUUACCGUUGAAUACUGGGGGCACGCAUAUUUAGAAGGGCUGAAGGGUUCCAUAGACAAUUCACCGGUUGUUGCUAACAAUACAUACAAGUCGAUUCGCUUGAUUGGCGACGGAUUCGACUUGUACUACUCCGUGUGGUGUACCAACGAGCAUGAGCUAUACGAUCUGACGACCGAUCCGUAUCAAAUAAAUAAUCUCUACGACAAGCAGGACGUUUACAGUCCAUUAAUACACAAGUACGGCCUCUCGCAGAUUGUUUCGCGGCUUGAUUCUCUACUCUUGGUGUUGAAAUCGUGCAAGGGCCGCACAUGCAUCAAGCCGUGGGAUGUUCUACACCGCCACGGGACAGUCGUGUCUCUCAGAGAUGCACUCCACGCGGAGUAUGAUGCCUUUUAUAACUUCCAGCCCAAAGUUGCCUUUGAUCGCUGCGAGUUGGGCCAGAUUCUUGACGCGGAGGGGCCUCAGGAGCCGCUUGUGUAUCGAGAUGGCCUGAGCUGGGAUGUCUGGACGUAG
Molecule: messenger RNA, 1737 nt
Organism: Talaromyces atroroseus
Lineage: Eukaryota; Fungi; Ascomycota; Eurotiomycetes; Eurotiales; Trichocomaceae
Exons: 5
Coding region: 1-1737 (578 amino acids)
Biological process (GO): phenol-containing compound metabolic process
Molecular function (GO): glycosaminoglycan binding; arylsulfatase activity; N-acetylglucosamine-6-sulfatase activity
Source: RefSeq, a predicted model, not a curated record